AUGCUGGAAGCAGAGCCGGGAGCGGGCUGUGCCGGAGCCGCGGCACGGUCGGUGCCCGCUCCGGGGCGGCUGCGCUGCCGGGGCUGCCCGAGCGCGGACACGGGGACAGACGGGCGGGGGGGCCCAGCCCCGCCCUCGGGGGAGGAGCGAGGGGGGAGCGGGGCCUCGGGGGGCGGGGCCGGCGCAGGCCCCGUGAGGAGCCGCCGACGCCAUUUUGCAGGUGUUCGGCGGAGGAGGCGGCAGCGGCCGCGCCGGGCUCCCCCGGCGGGACCCAGGGAUGGCCUCGGCCAUCCACCCCUACCCCUCUUCCCCUCUCCUUCCUCCCCUCCUUUCCUUCCCCCGGACCUCCCUCUUCCCUCCUCCUCUCUUCCCCCGAGCCGCUCUCCCCCCACCCCCGCUCCGCGCCCCCUCCGCUCCCCGGCUCCCCUCAGCCCUCCUUCCUCCCUCUCCUCCCACCACCCUUCCCGCUCCCCCUGCCCCGGCUCCCUCUCCGCCCUCUGCCUUCUCUCCUGCACACCCCGACCCCCCGGACCCCUCCUCCUUUCCCUCCCCCGGCCUCCCUCUGCCCUCGCCUCGCCCCGCUCCGCACCCGAACCCCGCAACCCGCUCCGGGCCUGUCCCCCCGCCCCAGCCUUCCUUCCUCCCCUCCUGCCUGCCCGGCCCUUCCCGCUGCCCAACCCCAACCCCCCUCUCUUCCUCUCUAUUCCCCCUCUCUUCCCUCUCAAUUCCCCCUCUCAGUUCUCCUUCUAUUCCCUGUCAAUUCUCCCUCGAUUUCCCAUCUUUUCCCUCUCAAUUCCCCCUCGAUUUCCCAUCUUUUCCCUCUCAGCUCUCCCUCUAUUCUAUCUCAGUUCUCCUUCUAUUCCCUCUCAGUUCUUCUUCUAUUCCCUCUCAGUUCCCGCUCUAUUUCCCAUAUUUUCCAUCUCACUUCUCCCUCUAUUCCCUCUCAGUUCUCCUUCUCUUCCUUCUCAAUUCUCCCUCGAUUUCCCAUCUUUUUCCUCUCAAUUCCCCCUCGAUUUCCCAUCUUUUCCCUCUCACUUCUCCCUCUUUCCCCCUCUAUUUCCCAUCUUUUCCCUCUCAGUUCCCCCUCUAUUUCCCAUCUUUUCCCUCUCAGUUCCCCCUCUGUUUCCCCUCCCCGUGUCCCUCGAUGUCCCCCCUGUCCCCGGGCCGUGUCCCCGGGCCGUGUCCCCGCAGCCGCGGGCUUGGGGGCGCCGGUUUGAAUAAAGCCGCGCAGGCCGGACCCGGCGCCCCCCCUGGAUCCCCCUUUGCACGGGGCCGGGCCCGCUCGGCGGGUCCCCCCCUUCAGUGUCCAAGCACCGCCCGACACCGCCGGGGCUCCGGCCCGUCCCGACAUCACACGGGGGGCUCCGCGGGCGGGGGCGGGGGGGCAAAGGCCGCGGCUUCG
This is a messenger RNA of Pseudopipra pipra, 1402 nucleotides long. RefSeq lists its product as uncharacterized. NCBI's taxonomy places the organism in Eukaryota, Metazoa, Chordata, Aves, Passeriformes, Pipridae. The record is from RefSeq and is a predicted model, not a curated record. The coding region runs from base 1 to 1221 and encodes 406 amino acids. The transcript is spliced from 3 exons.